Molecule: messenger RNA, 1148 nt
Organism: Spodoptera frugiperda (fall armyworm)
Lineage: Eukaryota; Metazoa; Arthropoda; Insecta; Lepidoptera; Noctuidae
Source: the annotation of a RefSeq genome assembly
AUGAUAAACAAAUAUAUACCAAUUCGUAAAUCACACCCCGUAUUAAAAAUUAUUAAUGGAUCAUUAAUUGAUUUACCUUCCCCAUCUAAUAUUUCAAUUUGAUGAAAUUUUGGAUCUUUACUAGCCUUAUGCUUAAUAAUUCAAAUUUUAACAGGAUUAUUUUUAACUAUAUAUUAUACAGCUAAUAUUGAAAUAGCAUUUUAUAGAGUUAAUUAUAUUUGUCGAAAUGUUAAUUAUGGAUGAUUAAUUCGAACUUUACAUGCAAAUGGAGCAUCUUUUUUCUUUAUUUGUAUUUAUUUACAUAUUGGACGAGGAAUUUAUUAUGAAUCUUUUAACUUAAAAUACACCUGAAUAAUCGGAGUAAUUAUUUUAUUCUUAUUAAUAGCAACAGCAUUUAUAGGAUAUGUUUUACCUUGAGGACAAAUAUCUUUUUGAGGGGCAACUGUUAUUACUAAUUUAUUAUCAGCUAUUCCUUCCUUAGGAGUUAUAUUAGUAAAUUGAAUUUGAGGAGGAUUUGCCGUUGAUAAUGCUACUUUAACACGUUUUUAUACAUUUCAUUUUUUAUUACCAUUUAUCAUUUUAAUAAUAACUAUGAUUCAUUUAUUAUUUUUACAUCAAACUGGUUCUAAUAAUCCAUUAGGGUUAAAUAGAAAUUAUGAUAAAAUUCCAUUUCAUCCAUUUUUCACAUUUAAGGAUUUAAUUGGAUUUAUUAUUAUAUUAUUUUUAUUAACAAUUUUAACUUUAACUAAUCCUUAUUUAUUAGGAGAUCCUGAUAAUUUUAUCCCAGCAAAUCCUUUAGUAACCCCAAUUCAUAUUCAACCUGAAUGAUAUUUUUUAUUUGCUUAUGCAAUUUUACGAUCAAUUCCUAAUAAGUUAGGAGGAGUAAUUGCUUUAGUAAUAUCAAUUUUAAUUUUAAUUAUCUUACCAUUUACAUUUAACAAAAAAAUUCAAGGAAUUCAAUUUUAUCCUAUUAAUCAAAUAUUAUUUUGAUCUAUAGUAACAAUUGUUAUUUUACUAACAUGAAUUGGAGCACGUCCCGUAGAAGACCCUUAUGUAUUAACAGGACAAUUAUUAACAGUAUUAUAUUUUUCAUAUUUUAUUAUUAACCCAUUUAUUAAUAAAUAUUGAGAUAAUAUAUUAUUUAAUUA